This is a messenger RNA of Lates calcarifer (barramundi perch), 4384 nucleotides long. Its product is annotated as neurogenic locus notch homolog protein 1. Gene Ontology annotation, molecular function: protein binding. The annotation marks the transcript as partial. The record is from RefSeq and is a predicted model, not a curated record. The transcript is spliced from 4 exons. Lineage: Eukaryota; Metazoa; Chordata; Actinopteri; Centropomidae.
GCCCAAACAGACCGGACUGGUGAGACAGCGCUCCACCUGGCAGCCCGGUACGCCCGUGCUGAUGCUGCUAAGAGGCUGCUGGAUGCCGGUGCAGAUGCCAAUGCUCAGGAUAACACGGGACGUACCCCACUACAUGCUGCAGUGGCUGCAGAUGCACAGGGUGUCUUCCAGAUUCUGAUCCGAAACCGAGCUACAGAUCUUGACUCCCGUAUGUAUGAUGGCUCCACUGCACUCAUCCUGGCUGCACGGCUGGCAGUAGAGGGCAUGGUAGAGGAACUCAUUACUUGUCAUGCUGAUGUCAAUGCAGUAGAUGAACUGGGUAAAUCUGCCUUACACUGGGCUGCUGCCGUUAAUAACGUGGAUGCCACUGUUGCCCUGCUAAAGAAUGGCGCAAACAAGGAUAUGCAAGAUCUCAAGGAGGAGACCCCUCUGUUCCUUGCAGCCCGUGAAGGUAGCUGUGAGGCUGUGAAGGUGCUGCUGGCUCACUUUGCAAACAGAGAGAUCACAGACCAUAUGGACAGGUUGCCAAGGGACAUUGCUCAGGAGCGUAUGCACCACGACAUUGUUCAGCUUCUUGAUGAGUACAAUACAGUAAGAAGUCCCCAGGGCCACGGAGGGGCUGGACACCACCUCACUGGGGGACACACUCUGUCACCUCUCAUGUGCCCUCCCAGUGCCUUCCUGCCUAGCCUGAAGAACACCCCACAGGGCAAGAAGAAUCGUCGGCCUGGGGCCAAGGGUUCCAGCCUGGGAGGCCAACAUGCUUCCAGUCUGAAGGAUUCAGUCAAGGCCCGCAAUAAGAAGCUGACCUUGGACAUGCAGAGUGCCUUACUGGAGAGCUCAGUUACCCUGUCCCCAGUGGACUCACUGGACUCACCCCAUGGGGGAGCUAGCAAUGCUGGCUAUAUCACCAACCCCACUUCGCCUGUGGCCAUGCAGUCACCAGGGCUCUUCCACUCCUCCAUGUCUGUUCCAAACACCCCAAUGGUACAUAGUAGCAUGUUGGAGGGUGGUGGCCCUUUCGCUGUGUCUCUAGCACAGCUCAGUGACCUGGGAGCUGGAGGGAUGUCCUUGCAGGGACGUGUUUCCAUGGCUUCUGAUGUCAACCAUGGCUAUGUGCUGAGUUCAGGCCAGAUGGGGCUCAACAUGGGCAUGGUCAGUCCCGUCAGUGUGCCCUUUGACUGGCACAACCGGAUGCCCCCUUCCUCCCAGUGUGGUCAGCAGGUGGUGAAUCUUGUGCAGAGUAGCCAGGCAGGCAUGCACCCCCAGAGCCCAGCCAUGCAGCAGCAGAGCAUGCUGAUGCACCAACAGCAGAUCUUCCGUAAUCAGAUGCUUCAGCCCACACCUGUUACCUCCACACCCACUAUCAGCCCAGUCAAGCUGCCUUCCAUUGCUGAGCAGCAGCAGCAGCAGCAGCAACAGCAGCAGCAGCUCAUCAACCACACCAUCACCAACCAGCAGAACAUGGCCCGCAUGGGCACCUCCACCCCACCGACACCCCAGACCUCACAACCUCCACCAUCUUUUUUCCAGCAGCAGCAGCAGCAGCAGCAGCAGAUGCCUCAGCAGCCCUCUCAGCCCCAGCCUCCUGCUCAGCCCCCACAGUCAGCCACGCCAGCAGUCCAGCCCACUCAGGCUCUGCCCUCCCAGCCUAGUAGCAGCACUGCAGGAACGGAGGAUUACCCAACCCCUCCCUCCCAGCACAGCAGCUACUCAUCCACACUAGAUGCCACACCCAAGCAUUACCCCCGUUUGCCCCCUGAGCACCCCUAUCUGACCCCCUCCCCAGAGUCUCCCGAGCCCUGGUCCAGCCCCUCUCCUCACUGUGUCUCUGAUUGGUCAGAUUCCACACCCAGCCCAGCAGUUGCUGGCCCUGCCCAGACCCAAAUUACUCAAAUCCCAGAGGCCAAUGGCAAGAUGCAGGUGUUUGCAUGAAGAUCCCAUGGCCUCUGCUUGAAAAGGGACCUGGGGUAAAAGAAUUUGUUUGGACUGGCUCUUGGGCCCGUCUGUGUUUAUAUAUGUCAGCCUGUUUCCAAGAUUUUCAUUGGAUUUGGAUUGACUAUGUUUAUCACGAGGACCGUCUGCUAGUGAUUUUUGCAGAGAAAAAAAGUAAAGGGAAAUGUGUGUUGUCUGAAAAAAAACAGCAGACAAUUUAAUGAAGUAAUUCUGUCACAGAUGGACUUGUUUUUUAUUAUAAAAAAAAAGUAUAUGAAGAAAACCAAGUCUUUCAUUUCAAAGACUUAGGGACGCUCUCCUGAAAACUAACAAACAUUUAAAAAGUAGAUAAGAGAAAAAAGUUAAAUGUUGAAGGGAAUUCAUUUAUUUUUAUUUAUUGUUUUUAUCUCUCUGACCUGCUUUUUUCUUUAGGUUUUUGUCACCCUCUUCUGUCCCAGCUUCUCACAUAAUGUGCUACUCCCUCUUAUUUUAUACAGACCACCUACAUUUCUAUUUUGCCAGAGUGGCUGGUGAUGGUAAAAGAAUAUAAUUCAUGAUUCAAACCAGUUAACAGACAGAGAGAGGAAUUUUCACCCCUCAACUGAUAUUUAUUCAGGCCAACAACAGCUGGUAAAGAUGAUGAACUGGUUCUAGCAAAUAUGUAUUGAGAAUUGCUCAGCAGUAGUGGUAUGUUCUGAUGUGAUUGAAUUGUGGAGAUUGAUUACUUUCCAUAUGAGUAUUAUAAAUAAGAAUGUAGAUGAGUGUCUCUAAAGCACUUCAAGUGACCAGCUUGGUAGGGCUAGUGUGGGUAAAAUACAACAUUUAACUACAAUGGAUAUUUAUAAUGUAUGGGUGGCAUUUAAUCUGUGGCAGUUUUACUUAUGACAUUUCAAAAUAAAUGAGCAGAGUAAAAUUUUAGGCUGAAUGCUCCCAUUUCAACUGUAGCUUCUCACUGACUCUACAGGACUUUUACCUCCAGUUCUACAGCUACAUUCACUUUAAGAAACAGUUUCAAACAAAGAAUUGUUUGCCUAAAAUCAGCCUCUCACUGCCCUUUUUAGUUUAUGUAUUAUUUUUGUUUGUUCCAAUUGUUUUAUACUCUGUAUAUUUGUGGAAACCACGGAUACCUUUUUUAAACAUCACUUCAGAUGUACUAAGCUAUGCUUAUCAGCUGCUAUUUUAUAUCACUCUUCCCUGCAAACAUUCCUACACUUUGCCUUUCUUGUUGAGUCUGGAUGCUGUUCAUUUCAGCAGCAUCCAACACAGAAUAGAACUAGAUGAUAGACCGGUGGAACUUUCAUUUGUUGAGGUCGCAUCAUGUCCUUCACUGGACUAAAUGGAAACAUUCCUGGACUAUACGUUGCAGUUGAGGUAUCGUCGACUCUGUAACUUCGUCUCUGGUAGUGUCCAUGGUGGAGAACUGGUCAGUGUGAGGGUGUGGCUGCUGGGCUGGGACUGCUUAUGCCCUGUCACUCCUCAGGGAGGUGUUUUAUGGCAUGCAGUGGGACAGUUCCCCUGCAUCUACAGUAGCUUCCAGUCCAGGGGCCGUGGAGUUGCAUCUUAAGAUGACUGUUAGAAGAGACUGAAGUUAAAAACACUACUAUGUAGUGCCGCACCCUUUAACUUUUUUUUUAAGAACAAAAUUCUGAGAUGACACUCCUAGUCAUCCAACUAACAUCUUGUGUAAUGUCUGACCAACUCUUUAUCCUGACAUGACCUGAGCGUGUAGGAUAGAGGUCAUCCUCUUCCUUACGUACUAUGGACAUUUGAGCAUGAAGUCAAUUGAUAAUAGUAGAAUUUUAAGAAAAUAACCUUUGCAUUUUCAACUUGUGAUGCCAUGAACAGAAAUGACUAGACCACCACUCUUAGCUACUACUUUUGUGGCGACCUAAUACUGCCCCUUGUUGUGUCAUAGACUGAGUUUAUCUUUCAUUCAUUGUUUUAGCCUGUUCACUGUAGACUCAGCCACUGUUCUGUCAGACCUGGGAAACAUGUUGUUGUUCACAGUCCAGUUAAAAUUUUACUUACGAGGAAAACUGUUUAUUGUUUGUUUUUUAUUUUUAUAUAUAUAUCUGGUCUUUUCGAUUUCCCUACCAGGUCGCACUAAGUGUUUUGUACAUUUCAACCUCCCAACUUCUGUUUGUAAAUAUGUUUGCUCUGGGUAGAUCUUUGCUUGAGAAGUCUUAUGUUUCUAAAAUGAUUGUUAUGUACUAAAAAGGACAAAAAUAAAAUGUACUUCAUUUAGCAUUAUUUGAAGCUGAGGCUGUGACUGAUAUUUUGAUUGGUCUUGUGUUAUUAGAACAGUCAUAGAUAUUUUCUAUCAUUAAUUUCAAUACUUGUUUAAAAGUAGUUCAACAUCAUUGUACAUAAAACUUUUCCACAGUUUUUCUUUCUACAGUCAAAAGUUGUAAAAUAAGUUACUUAUAAUAAAAACUGUAGGGAACUACAA